AUGAGUGAAGAGAAACCGCUAUACGUCACUGACCCUGAGAAAUGGCUACGUGAUCUUACCGAGAGCAACGAUUUUGUCGGCAUCGUCAUCUUUCGUGGCCACUGGUGCAAAUACGACAAAUAUUAUUUGAAGAAGCUUGGAAAAUACAACAAUGAGACAAUCAAAUCAGAGCACCUUAAAUUGAUUGCAUGGACUAGUGAAGGCGCUGACGGGGCAAAGCAGGCUGACGAGGAGUGGGGUUUGACCACCAAGUUCGGUUUUGACGAGGUUAUUGGCGAUGACACAAACGCACUUGCCAACUAUCUUGUCGAAGACUGCAUUCUGGAAGAUCUCAAGACUAUGACUCCAGAAGAGGCACAUGUGACGGAUCAUGUAACGAAAGGGACGUAUCCAAAUGGCAUGGUGCAACCUGGAAUGAUUUGGUAUGCGCAUCAUGGAAGCCUAGUUUUGCAAUGGGAGAGUGAAGUCAGUCCACCGCAUUUUGGAGGUCCAAAUCGUCCACUUCCACAAGAUACGUGGAAGGAAGUUAUGAAGCGCAAGCAUGCUUUGGACCUCGGAAAAGAUGUGAUGCCGGUCCAUGGGAAAGAGUUACGACAGUGUGCCACGAAUAUGGAGGUCAAUUGUGCAAUUUCCUAA
Molecule: messenger RNA, 636 nt
Organism: Cylindrotheca closterium
Lineage: Eukaryota; Bacillariophyta; Bacillariophyceae; Bacillariales; Bacillariaceae
Source: the annotation of a GenBank genome assembly